AUGAUUGAAAAGCUAACGGCCAACAGAUCCAAGCAACGAAUCUUUGUCUACUCGGGGGUACUCAUAUGGUUGGUCAUUAUCAACAUUUGGCUAUUCUACACCUACCACUCGAGAGCAACAGUGGGCAACUACGACGCGUCAAACUUUGACCAACCAUCGAUAUACGACCAAUACGACCCAUCCAAUGCCGACGCCGAAGACUCACAGAACGCAGAAGGCGACGAAAAAAGCGACAGCGACGCGGCGGAUUUGAAACCACCCAAAAUCAAGUCCCUCAAGGAUGACAUCACCGUCAAGCUACUCCAAAAGCAACAAAGCAAGGCUAAAGACGUGAGAGGCGUCGAUGCGCAUGCACGUAUUUAUGACAUAAUCUUUCAAAACCACGAAAUCGACUCCAUCUUUGGCAAUUUGGAUUUCGAACAGCGUUGCGACUUGUUUUUCCAAAACUUGUUUAUGGAUGACAAGAAUUGGAUAUUCCAGAUUAACGAAGUGGCGUUUUUGGAAAACAAGGAAGAAUUUAGGUAUAACGACUACAGGAAACAUUAUUAUGAACAGCUCAAAAAUGAAUACAGCGACUUUAACCAUCGCGAUCCAGCAUCGUUGGAUAAUACACCAGAGCUCGAAGAAUUCAUUAGGCACAGGUACGACGAAUUCUGGAACAGAAUGAUGGUCUCUGAACAGAAAAUUGUUGACCAGCUUUCCAUUUUCCGCGUCUUCAACAAGUGCUACCUCACCAGUGACAAUACUACUCAAAUCAAACGCACUGAGGAGUUCAUCAACAGCCAGCAUAAACUCAUUAACGGAAUCAGUCAAGCUUCUAAAAAGAGCAAAGGUGUGGCCCCUUUCCAAUACACCAAGCAAGAGAGUCUCAUCAAUUUCAAAACCAUUAAACAUUCAGCUUUCGAGCAUCGAGUCUACCCUUGGCUAUCACUCGAGUAUCCAAUUUUCGAAAGAUAUACCGGUCAAGUCCUUUACAAACCCCCAAUCAUGUCUGAGUAUGUCAAUGACGAAGCGCAAAAGACAAGCAAGCAUUUCAAAGAUGGCAAGGACUUUGAUUUCUUUCUUCGAAGAUUCAAAAACCUGUGCAACGGUAAAGGGAUAGUCUUGUCUAUUGGCGAUAAACACGUUGAGGAUACAGUUAGACUCAUGCACUUGCUACGCGCUUUAAACAAUAAAUUCCCCAUUCAGAUUGUCUACUACGAUGAUCUUUCGCCAAAGACCAAAAAAAGAAUUGUCACCGCGGCGCGUGAACCCAUGGCGGUCUUGCCCAAGUCUUUUGAAAAAGUGAGUGCGUUUUUCCCCGACGAUUACAUCUCGCCCGAUGGCGGCUUGCCCAAGCAAGAGAUAUGGUUCGUCAACACUUAUAACGUGAUUCACCACGACUUCAAGGAAAAAUUCAAAGGAUACGCCAACAAGUUCCUUGCCACUGUUUUCAACUCCUUUGACGAGUUCAUGUUGAUCGAUGCCGACACCGUCAUGUUUCAAAACCCAGAAUACUUUUUCAAUCUUCAAGGCUAUAAGGAUACUGGUACUUAUUUCUACAAAGACCGUUCAACCCUUGAACACCGACCCGAUUCCGAUGCCAAGUUUUUCAAAAAGAUUGGUCCUUCAAUCAUCGACUCUGUCAUGUUUGAUAUCCCAAUAAUGACCAAGCAUAGCGUUGAUAAUGAGUUUAUGCGCGGCUUGUACCAUUUCCAAGAAUCCGGGGUGGUGAUGCUCAAUAGGAAAAUCAACUUUAACGCCAUUUUAAUGAUGCUACAACUUAAUUUCUACGAGCCCAUCAAUGGUAGAGUCCACGGCGACAAGGAGCUUUUCUGGCUCGGAUUAGCCGUUAGUGGCAAUGACAACUAUGUAUUCAACGAAAACCAUGCUGCUGCCGUGGGCAAAGUCACCCCACCAACUGAGCGCUCGCGACCCGAUGGAUCAACCCACGCGUCGGCCGAGCUUUGUUCAUGCCACCCGGGCCACAUUUCAACCGAAGAUAGCGCCCUUGUAUGGAUGAACUCUGGCUUUUUCUACUGUUCAAAAGCACCCAAAUUGGAUUUUGAUAAAGAAGCCAGCCAUCAAUCGCGUUUGAAGUUUUUGAAAACCGCUGAGCAGUUCAAGACUUUUUACUAUGCCCCCUUGCGUAUCGAGAGCGCCAUUGUUCCACCACUAGAUAUCGGAUUCUGGGCCUCGAACAAAGAGGACGAACCCAAGCGUGGCUGGUUUAUGGACCCGAGAUACUGUGCUGGAUACAUGUGGUGUGCCUAUUCGCUGAUUGGCGGUCUCAAGGACGAUGGCGAGCUGAAUCGGAGACAGGGAAGAUUGAUUGAUUUCAGUGACAAGGAGCGCAAUUUAUUUACUUAUUAUGGCGAUAUCUGGAUCGGGCUGGAGUGA
Lodderomyces beijingensis is the source of this 2379-nucleotide messenger RNA. The record is from the annotation of a GenBank genome assembly. NCBI's taxonomy places the organism in Eukaryota, Fungi, Ascomycota, Pichiomycetes, Serinales, Debaryomycetaceae.